Molecule: messenger RNA, 915 nt
Organism: Hypomesus transpacificus
Lineage: Eukaryota; Metazoa; Chordata; Actinopteri; Osmeriformes; Osmeridae
Gene: rps19bp1
Product: ribosomal protein S19 binding protein 1
Exons: 4
Coding region: 113-598 (161 amino acids)
Cellular component (GO): nucleolus
Molecular function (GO): enzyme binding
Source: RefSeq, a predicted model, not a curated record
GAACAAUAUAAGGGAAACACAAUUCGCCGGAAGUUGUGCUCACAUGUAAUUUUCACAGAAAUUAUUCAGAACUGAUUUGCAAACAACUCUCUAUAGAAUAUUUUACUGUAGAAUGUCGGCGUCAAUGAUAAGGAGAGGACUGGAACUGCUAAGCAAUGACAUCAAAGACGCCAGUAAGAAGCAGAAGGGCCAGUCUAAGAAGAUUCAGACGCCGGGGAAAGCUAAGGUAAUGGAUCUGGUUGGCACCAACAGACAAGGCGUCAGUAAGCAGGUUCGGCGGCUGCAGGGUCGUCUAGGGACGGGGAAGGCCAAGACCACUGUCAAAGACAAGAGGAUCAAAUCUGCCGUGGAGGAAUUUAAGAAGAAACAGCCAAAGAGUCAGCUUAGCAAGAACCUCAGCCUCUUCCUGGGAACUGGCUACAAAACGACGGAAUCAGACACCAAGAAGAUCUUCAACCAACACUCUGGACGUCAGUCUCGGUAUCGUCCUGACCCUCAUGUCAAAAAGGCUCCAGAACCGGAAUCUGCCUUCACAGAAGAGGAGUUCCAACAGUUCCAGAAAGAAUACUUUGGCAGAACUGUGGAGGAUUCCAACUAGAUCCCUAAUGGAUUUUUCCAUUGUGUUGUGUUCUGAUCAGUUCAUCUGUUCUAUUCUGAACUGAAUUCCAAAGACACUCUGGGCUGUGCACUAUGGAACAAUUCUGCUGAAAGAAGAGACAACUUUUUUCAACACGGCUUAAUAUUUAGCUUGUUCUUUUUGAAAGACUGACUAGUUCAUCCUCCGUCUCCGAGGAGGAUGAACACAAGAAGGGCUACGAUGCUUGCAUGUUGCCUGUUUGUUUUGAAAUCGACUUUUCAUUCAUUUUGACAUGGCUAUUAGAAAUUGUAAUAAGAAUUAAACAUAUUUUGCAAUGA